Polychytrium aggregatum is the source of this 471-nucleotide messenger RNA. Its product is annotated as Tim10/DDP family zinc finger-domain-containing protein. The transcript has 3 exons. Gene Ontology annotation, biological process: protein insertion into mitochondrial inner membrane. NCBI's taxonomy places the organism in Eukaryota, Fungi, Chytridiomycota, Chytridiomycetes, Polychytriales. The record is from RefSeq and is a predicted model, not a curated record. Bases 134 to 412 code for a protein of 92 amino acids. Gene Ontology annotation, cellular component: mitochondrial inner membrane.
CGAUAUCUCGGCCUGGACCACACCGCAAGGAGCAAAGGACCGCAUCCGCACCCGCAUCCGCCGCUCGAGCCGCUCAACCUGUGAGGCCUAGUCCGCUGCAUUCGACCCCUGUCGCCCACCAAAUUAUUGCAUCAUGAGUUUCUUCGGAGCCAACCAAAACUCGGUUAACCCCCAGCGUUUGGCUGUUGCUGAACAGGAGCUGGAAAUGGUCACCACUCUGUUUGACAACAUCAUCAACGCCUGCCACAGCAAGUGCAUAGCCAAGACCUACAUCGAGGAGACGCUGAACAAGGGCGAGUCGGUGUGCGUCGACCGAUGCGUUGCCAAGUACUUUGAGGUCAACAAGAUUGUGGGAGAGAAGCUGACAUCGAUCGCGCAGGGCGGAGGCGCUGCCAAUGUCGGAGGAUUCUAGAGCACCAAUGAGGGGAAUACAUUAUCGCUUUCACCCGCACGACGCUGGCGGUGCUCGCU